AUCAGAAUAGGUAGUGUCUGCCUUACCAGCUGAACAGCCAACUUCACUCAUCUUUCCCCGCAUUUCUGUGAGACACCGUCACGCCGUUCGAUCGGAUAGCCGACAACACUUUUACCUCCUUGAACGUUCACAAACAAGAAGACCAAAUUGAACUCCAUCUUCCUCCAGAAUGCCCCCCACUCCCCUUCUUCCGGGCGUCCCCAUACUCGCACGAGACAGCCCUGCAGCGUCUUCCCAAGCUCAGGGGCACCCAGAUCUCAUGGUCCAUCACACCCAUGGUGACGGACUGUAUGUAGUUUUCCCCACGAUCAGAGACGUCUACUCACUUGCCUACCGUCUCAUGCCGACCUGCUCUGCAAAUCACAGCCUAUUCGACUGCCUCUCCGUCCUCACCUUCAACCUCAACCAACACCAACAUCGGCAUAGCGAUAACAACACACAGCCACAGAAAACCAUCCUAGCAGGAAUGUCCUCCGACAGCCAACUCGCCGCCCUUGUCUUUCAGCACGCCAUUGCCUGCGGCACCAACCAUCUACGGCGUUUUCCUCCGCUGUCUCCCGUCAUUAACGACGCCUUCAGCGGCCUGGAUCCUUACAUGCCGCUGCACUUUCGGUUACUGCACACCAUCGCCUAA
This is a messenger RNA of Neurospora hispaniola, 634 nucleotides long. RefSeq lists its product as uncharacterized. The record is from RefSeq and is a predicted model, not a curated record. The transcript has 3 exons. Lineage: Eukaryota; Fungi; Ascomycota; Sordariomycetes; Sordariales; Sordariaceae. Bases 170 to 634 code for a protein of 154 amino acids.